AUACAUCAGAAUGGAUACAAAUAUGUAAAUGAUGAUGUGUUAGAUCCGAUUACGUUGCAGUUGUGGCCCGCGGAUUGCAGUUCCCUUAAUAGAACCAGAUCAGGUCUAGGUACUUAGGUACUUGGCAGUCGCAGCGUAACUCCGAUUAAGACUGGAGAUAACCUUGGAACUUGGAAACCUCCUGCCGGGCAGUGAUAACUCGGGAUAGGCUUUGUAGGUAGUUAUUAAAACUGCUAUCUUCAACAUGGACGAGAAAGCAGCGCUUAGUGCCGACGAUGCAGCACCCGUUCGCUCUCGACCGUCAUUUGCGAGGAAAGCAAUCCUCAUUGCUACAUCCCUAUUGGUCAUAGGCACAUUGCUACACCCAACCUCGCGAUGUCAUCACCCAUUGUCGAAAGCCUAUGAUCGCUUUAACCCGAAGUCUGUUGAGCAGAGAGUCCAAAAGAUCCUUUCAGAAACUCCUUUGAUAGAUGGCCACAAUGACUUAGCCAUUUUCAUCCGGUUUAUGUACAAUAACCAUAUUUAUAAUGAAACCUUCACAAAGCCGUUCGAAGGGGGUGGUUUUCCAAUGCACGUCGACCUCCCCAGGUUGAGGGAAGGGCAAAACGGAGGUGCUUUCUGGAGUGUCUUCACGCCGUGUCCCGCAAAUGGCUCGGAUUGGUCCGAUGAGAACUACGCUCCUAGCGUUCAGCUCACUCUACAGCAAAUCGACCUUAUGACCCGCCUACAGAGUGCUUAUCCGAAUGAAUUUUCUGGAAUUCCAUUGGACUCUAAGUCUGCUGUAGAGGCAUUCAAGAAGGGCAAGUUCGUCUCACCCCUGGGAAUUGAAGGUCUCCACCAAAUCGGCAACUCGAUCGCCAACUUGCGGCGCUACCAUGCCCUGGGAGUCCGCUAUGCCACGCUGACACAUAACUGCGGUAACAAAUUUGCCGAUGCGGCCCUCUGGGAAAAUCCAUUCGGCAAGGCUCCCCCGGUCUGGGGUGGUGUUUCUCCCAAGGGCAGACAGCUAGUCAACGAGAUGAACCGCAUCGGUAUGAUAGUCGAUCUAUCCCAUGUCAGCGUGGACACUAUGCGGGACGUCCUCGGUGGUAGCGAAGGGUGGGCAGGCAGCAAAGCUCCCAUCAUGUUUAGCCAUAGCUCUGCUUUUUCAGUGUGUCCGCAUCCUCGCAACGUGCCCGAUGAUAUACUUCAACUCGUGAAAGAGAAGAACUCGAUCGUCAUGGUAAACUUCGCUCCUGAUUUCAUCAGUUGUGUCGAUAAGGGGGCUGAGAACGGCGUCCCCGAAUUCUUCCCCGAGAACAAUACCCUGUCCCAUGUGGUCGACCAUAUCGAGUACAUUGGUAAUUUGAUUGGAUACGACCAUGUUGGCUUAGGAAGUGACUUCGAUGGUAUCCCAUCCGCUCCCGAGGGUUUGACCGAUGUCUCCAAGUACCCGGAUUUAAUCGCAGAACUACUGCGCCGUGGAAUCUCCGACGAGGACGCGGGCAAGAUUGCAGGUGGUAACAUACUACGGGUCUGGGGAGACGUUGAGAAGAUAGCCGCAAAGUUGCAGGCAGAAGGAGAGCCUGUGCUGGAGGAUGACUUGGAAGAACUACGCGAAGUCGAAGUUUACUACUCUAGCGAGUCAGACUAAGCGACUCUGCAUGAUCCUUGACGUCUACUUCUUGUAUCCCAUGAUGCUUUACUGGUAAAUUAGCCUGCGGUCAUUUUCAAUGGGGUAAGCGACCCUCCAAAAUAAUUGAUCAGAUGUCACUACCUACCUAAAUACGUAGUAGUAAUUAAAAUAGUCAUAUGUCAUUAUACAGACAUGGGGCAAUAUGAUCAAAUUGGUAAGUUUUUAGUCGUUUAAGAUA
Annulohypoxylon truncatum is the source of this 1853-nucleotide messenger RNA. Its product is annotated as putative dipeptidase. Lineage: Eukaryota; Fungi; Ascomycota; Sordariomycetes; Xylariales; Hypoxylaceae. Gene Ontology annotation, molecular function: metallodipeptidase activity. The transcript has 4 exons. Bases 245 to 1633 code for a protein of 462 amino acids. The record is from RefSeq and is a predicted model, not a curated record. Gene Ontology annotation, biological process: proteolysis.